Molecule: messenger RNA, 336 nt
Organism: Pelobates cultripes (western spadefoot toad)
Lineage: Eukaryota; Metazoa; Chordata; Amphibia; Anura; Pelobatidae
Source: the annotation of a GenBank genome assembly
AUGGCCCAGAUCAAAAUCCAUCAACAAGCCAUCAAAUCAUACAUUGCCAAAGACUCCCAAAAAGCCCUCCAAUGGACUAGGCAGCUCUUCUAUGAAAAAUCCAACAAGGCGGACACCCUUCUCGCCCGUAAACUCUGCCUCAAAACCCAAACCAAACACAUAAAUAAAAUCAACUUGCCCAAAGGCAGCACUUACAACAUCCCCAACCACAUAGCCUCAAUCUUCUCCAACUAUUUCUCAUCGCUAUAUGACCACAACCCAGACAUCUGCCACCGCCAACCUCACUUUCAAAAGGAAAUAGAAUCUUAUCUCAAGGAGAUCCCCUCCCUUCACUAA